Messenger RNA from Haliaeetus leucocephalus (bald eagle), 1700 nucleotides. RefSeq lists its product as uncharacterized. NCBI's taxonomy places the organism in Eukaryota, Metazoa, Chordata, Aves, Accipitriformes, Accipitridae. The coding region runs from base 67 to 819 and encodes 250 amino acids. The record is from RefSeq and is a predicted model, not a curated record. The transcript has 4 exons.
UCUCAUUUUCUUUUGUAGCAACAGCAGUUGCUGAGACCUUCUCUUCUCAGACCAGAGGAGUUAAGUAUGGAGUCUGGAAUUGAUCCAGGGCAGGAAUACUAUGGGCAAGAUUACUACAGUUACGAGCACGGGUAUGAACUGCCUCAGUACGGGAGCCGCCGCCGAUUGCUGUCUCCUUCGGGGAUGUACGAUGAGUAUGGGGAAGUUGUGGUGGAGAAUGAUGGUGGCUACUACUAUAGUCCACAUGGAUCAGCAGCAGAAGAGUGGGCCAGAAAGAAAAGGAUCAAGUUGAUAGUCGACCCAGAGUAUGAGACCAGCUCCACUGGAGAAGACAGCGCUCCCGAUUCCAGCCAGAGGAAUCGUCUUAAUAACCCGAACAUUCAAAACAACAUCAACGGUAACAUCUACAUUGCACAGAAUGGCUCUGUUGUCAGAACCCGUCGUGUUUGCCUUGGUAAUAAUUUAAAAGUCACGUCUCCAGUGAGGCUGGGGAAACAAUUCAAGAAACUGGACAAGCUUGCAGUGACACAUGAGGAGAAUGUCCCACUGAACACCUUGUCAAAGGGACCAUCUUCUAGUGAUAAAAUGAACACAAGACCUUGCAGUGUCUCCUUUGCUUCCUCUACUAUAGGGGCCGAAAAUAUACUAACAAAGCCAGGGGGCUCCAAAAUGAAAAGCACAGAAGAGCACGAAUCGGUUGUUGAUAAUGAGGAUGUCAAAGAGCCCUUGGAGUCGCACAGUGAACACACACAGUCAGAUGAAGAGGAGCUCUGGAUGGGCCCUUGGAACAACCUUCACAUACCAAUGACAAAACUGUGAUUAUUUCUUUUUUUUUUUAAUUUUAAUUUUUACUUCAGUUUAUAAUAAACUGCGCUUUUUAUUGUCACUGAGGAAAAUGUAUGAAAUUUGUAUUGUGCACAUACGUUGUAUACUACAAACAACACGCUUUAAAGUUUAAAAAAAAAAUUUGCACUCACAUUUGUACCAAUUAAUUGUCCUCCCCAACAACUAUUUUGACAGGCUCCCAUUUCACUAAACAAUACUUCAUUUAAAUUAAUUAGGUUUUUUGGAUCUUGAUUUAUUGUUUAAUAAACAGUAAACUACUAAUAAAUGCACAGCAACAUUUGGUUGACUUUUCAGACAGUUCUAUACAUGCCUAGCUUGUUUUUCUGUAUGGUACUUGUGGCUAUACUGUUUAGAUUUGGAAAUUGUCUAUUUAUGUUCAAGAUUUAUAUCCAGAGCUCUUGAUUCUGAACUCAGAGUAAUAAAUUAAAAAUAAAUCCAUGAAAGUCAAUGGAGCAAAUCCUCGGCUGGCUUAAAUUUGAGUAACAAUACCAAAGUCAGUAGUGAUAUACCAGUUUAUGCAAACAGAGGAUCUCGCUCAACACCCAGCUAGCAAACUUAUGUAAGAGUGGAAUUGGAGUUUGUACAAGUGUAGCACCAUUACAUAGAAAAGUGGAAUAGAAGAUUAAAUAAGAUAAAAAUUACAAAGAGGAAGGAAAUGUAUAGCAAUUAAUCUUAUUCAGAGUUACCUGGCCGUGGUUUGUUCAUUUUCUUUUGUAAAUUAGCUCAUUCCAAUUUUCUUCUCUAGUCAAUUUUUCAUCUUUUCAUCUCUUCCCACAUCAGUUCUGUUUUCUUCUUUAUACGGUCUUUAGCUCUGGUUUUUAUGCUCCAUCAAUAAUUGUCAUCCUAUGGCUAUA